Molecule: messenger RNA, 1218 nt
Organism: Closterium sp. Yama58-4
Lineage: Eukaryota; Viridiplantae; Streptophyta; Zygnematophyceae; Desmidiales; Closteriaceae
Source: the annotation of a GenBank genome assembly
AUGGCUUCUCAUAUCAGGACGAAACCCGGAGGAGUCGAAACCGCUCCUAUGGGGAUAAUUAACGCGGCUAAUGGGAAUGCUGUGGGUAUUGGAAAUACGGCCCUUCCUCCUCCUGCUCCUCCUGCUCCUCCUGCUGCUGCUCCUGCUGCUGCUGCUCCUUUUCCUCUUACUUCUCCUCCUCCUCCUUCCGUUCCUCCUUCUGCUUCCGUCGCUUCUCUUCCUCCCUCUAUUCCUGCUCCUCCUGCCGUCGCGUGUGCCAGAGCCAGUGCUGCCGCAGCUGAGUCGUGCAUUCCCCUUCACUCUGCUGCUCCUCCUCCUGCUCCUCCUGCUCCUUUUGCUCUUCCGCCUGCUCCUGCCCCUCCUGCCAUUCCUGCCGUUCCUGCCUCUCCUGCUGUUCCUGCCGUUCCUGCCUCUCCUGCUGUUCCUGCCGUUCCUGCCUCUCCUGCUGUUCCUGCCGUUCCUGCCUCUCCUGCUGUUCCUGCCCCUGCAUUCAAUCUGCAUGGGCAGCAGCUCAAGAGGAAAUCGAACUCUGCAUGCAAGGAGGACGUGGAGGAUGUGCGGACAGAGGUGAUCAUUCUGGGUCUGCUGCGCGACCACCCGUGCAUCAUCAACCUGCAUGACGCUUUUGAGGAUGACAAGUACGUACACCUAAUCAUGGAACUUUGUGAAGGGGGAGACCUGUUCGACCGCAUCAAGCAGCGCGGGCAGUUCCCCGAGAGGGACGCCGCCUUGCUGUGCCGCGGGCUGGCAGAGGCGCUGCUGCAGUGCGCCCGCAAAGGGGUGCUGCACCGCGAUGUGAAGCCCGAGAACAUUCUGCUGCGGUCCAAGGAAUGCCACACGCGCAUCAAGCUGAUCGACUUCGGGGUCGCUGCCCUGCACACACCAGGUACAUUGAGAACAGACCGAGCGGGAACAGUAGAGUACACAGCACCAGAGGUUUUGGACCGAGCUUACGGCCCUGAGGCAGACAUAUGGAGUGCCGGCGUGGUGCUGUACAUUCUGCUCUGCGGCUUCCCGCCGUUUUGGGCGGCGACUGACGCUGACUUGGAGCGCAAGAUCCGGACGGCGCAUGUGGAUUUCCGGCACCCGAGAUGGGCGGCGAUCUCGGACGGAGCCAAGGAUUUGAUUCUGAGGAUGCUGGAGAAGGAUCCGAGGAAGAGAAUAACUGCGCUAGAGAUUUUUGCCCAUCCGUGGAUCAGAGCAGCGGAAAGCAGCUGA